CAGGCAGGGCCAUGGCAGCAGGCGGCCGGCAGGCCGGGCCCAUGCCGGACCUCGGGCGCUAUGUGGUGUCCCGGCCCAUAUACAGCGAGGCGGCCUUUCAGGAGGAGAACGAGAAGAGAGCGCACCUGCGGCCGACCCUGCGCGAGCGAGUCCAGGGAGCCUGCAGCUGUUCAAGAAAAAAGGCCUUUCAGAUAACCAAGUCCUUUCUCCCUGUCCUGGAAUGGCUACCUAAGUACAGAGUAAAGGAAUGGCUAGUUAGUGAUAUCAUCUCUGGUGUCAGUACGGGGCUUGUAGCUGCUUUACAAGGUUUGGCAUUUGCUUUACUGGUUGCAGUUCCUCUUGGACAUGGUCUCUACUCUGCAUUUUUUCCCCUCCUGACAUAUUUCUUCUUGGGAACAUCAAGGCACCUCUCAGUUGGACCUUUCACUCUGGUCAGUUUGAUGGUGGGAUCUGUUGUGCUGAGCAUGGCACCUGAUGACAAGUUCCACAUAAUGAGCAAUAAUGCUACAGGGCUUAACAAAACGCUGAUAGACACUGUAUCCAGAGAUGCUCAGAGAGUAGUGAUUGCCAGUACCCUCACAUUUCUGGUUGGAAUUAUACAGCUUUUGUUUGGAGCCCUUCAGAUCGGUUUCAUUGUGAGGUACCUUGCAGAUCCCCUGGUUGGAGGAUUCACAACUGCAGCUGCUUUUCAAGUUUUUGUUUCACAACUGAAAAUAGUCUUAAAUGUUUCAACCAAAAAUUAUAAUGGGAUCCUUUCCAUAAUAUAUACCCUCAUCGAAAUAUUUCAAAGAAUUGGUACCACCAACAUUGCAGAUCUCAUUGCUGGGCUACUCACUAUUUUUAUUUGUAUGGUAGCUAAAGAAAUAAAUGAUCGAUUCAAACACAAGAUCCCUGUUUGUAUUCCUAUAGAAGUAAUUGUGACAAUAGUAGCCACAGGGAUCUCAUACGCUGCUGACCUGGAAAAAAAGUACAAUGCAGGCAUUGUUAAAACCAUUUCUAGAGGGUUUUUACCUCCUGAGCCUCCAGCUGUCAGUAUGUUUUCAGAAAUGAUAGCAGCUGCAUUUUCCAUUGCUGUGAUCGCUUAUGCUAUCGCUGUGUCUGUGGCAAAAGUCUAUGCAACGAAACAUGACUAUCCUAUUGAUGGAAACCAGGAAUUUAUUGCCUAUGGGAUCAGCAAUGUGUUUGCAGGAGCUUUCUCUUGUUUUGUUGCUACCACCGCUCUAUCACGUACUGCUAUCCAGGAAAGCACUGGUGGCAAAACCCAGGUUGCUAGCAUAAUCUCAGCAGGGAUUGUACUGAUUGCCAUUGUGGCUCUGGGGAAACUGCUAGAGCCCUUACAGAAGUCUGUGUUGGCAGCUGUUAUCAUUGCCAACUUGAAAGGGGUGUUCAUGCAGGUGUUUGAUGUUCCUCAUUUGUGGAGGCAGAAUAAGGCGGAUGCUAUGAUCUGGAUUUUCACAUGUGUGGCAUCCAUCAUUCUGGAUCUUGAUUUGGGAUUACUUGCUGGCCUUGUGUUCGGAUUACUGACAGUUGUGGUGAGAGUUCAGUUUCCCUCGUGGGGUGGCCUUGGGAAUGUUCCUGGCACAGACCUCUACAAGAAUGUCAAGAACUACAAAACUGUUGUUGAACCAGAAGGAGUGAAGAUUCUCAGAUUUUCCAGUCCUAUUUUUUAUGCUAAUAUAGAUGGAUUGAAAAGCAGCCUGAAAUCCACCGUGGGGUUUGAUGCAAUUCGCGUGCAUAACAAGAGGCUCAAAGCACUGAGGAUGAUACAGAAACUGAUCAAGAAGGGAAAAUUAAAAGCAACUAAGAAUGGCAUCAUCAGUGAUUCUGGGACUACCAAUGAAGCUUUUGAAUCUGAUGAAGAUCUUGAUGAUCCUGAAGAUCUUAAAAUUCCAACCAAAGAAGUAGAGAUCCAAGUGGACUGGAAUUCAGAACUCCCAGUCAAAGUGAAUGUCCCCAGAGUGCCUAUCCACAGUUUAAUUUUUGACUUUGGAGGUGUAUCAUUCUUGGAUGUUGUAGCCGUGAGGACAAUGAGAAUGAUAGUUAAAGAGUUCGAGAGAAUUGAUGUGACUGUAUACAUCGCAUCACAUCAAGACAACAUUAUAACAAAGCUGGAACAAUGUGGCUUCUUUGAUGAUAACAUCAGAAAAGACAUGUUCUUCCUGACUGUCCAUGAUGCUGUGCUUUACAUACAGCAUGAAAUGAUGCACAGAGACAUCCAGGAUCCUAUUUUUGAAAAGAUUUCUCUGAUGCAGGAAUCCAAUGAACCAAUAGAUUGCUCAGAAACAGACAAGCUUGAUGAUGAACUUGAUGUUCAGGAGGAGGCCAUGCGCAGACUUGCUUCAUGAAGGAAAACUAUUACGAAUAUCUUGGACUCCAUGGCAAUAUUCAGGCACCAAUACUAUAUAAGCGUUUUUUGCACUGGGACUUGUCUUUGCACUUGAAGAAAACAC
This is a messenger RNA of Trachemys scripta elegans, 2450 nucleotides long. It is a transcript of the gene SLC26A4, whose product is annotated as solute carrier family 26 member 4. Gene Ontology annotation, biological process: transmembrane transport. Gene Ontology annotation, cellular component: membrane. Bases 12 to 2345 code for a protein of 777 amino acids. Gene Ontology annotation, molecular function: chloride transmembrane transporter activity; sulfate transmembrane transporter activity; oxalate transmembrane transporter activity. Lineage: Eukaryota; Metazoa; Chordata; Testudines; Emydidae. The record is from RefSeq and is a predicted model, not a curated record. The transcript is spliced from 20 exons.